AUGAACAAUUCACUAAAUUCUCUUAAUCCUAAUGCACUUCGAAUGCGAAGAAUGAGAGAAAAUAAUACACCUGAGGAGCGUGAGGAACGCCUUGCUCGUGAUCGUCAACGAAAGCGUCAAAAGCUAGCAGUAGAAACUGUCGAUGAACAUGAAACACGUCUAGCUCGAAUACGAGAUCGAUAUAGUUAUAAAACUCCAGCUCAAAAUACAUCAAUUAUACAUGAGAAGAAUACUUCGAAGGAUGCUAAUAAUUGUCUUAACGAUCAAAAUCAAAAUGCUACUCAAGUUAAUAAAAUCCAAUAUGCUAAAUCUCUUCUUUACAUGGCACCUGUAGAAAAGCUUUCUACAUUAGAUAGAAG
Molecule: messenger RNA, 359 nt
Organism: Acaulospora morrowiae
Lineage: Eukaryota; Fungi; Glomeromycota; Glomeromycetes; Diversisporales; Acaulosporaceae
Source: the annotation of a GenBank genome assembly